ACAAGUAAUGCGCAUUACAUGGUUAAACGAUAACAAAUGUUUACCUAACAAUUUUUUAAGAGUAAUGAGAUCUCUGAUUCAUUAGUUAUCAAUGUAUCCUAAUACUUUAUUAAAGUUUGAAUUUAUUAUUGAGGUGCAAAGAUGGACUUGGAACAAAUAAUUUCAUUUCUUAGAUCAUCAUUAGAUUCCCCAACACCGGACACAAAUUAUGAUUCGCAAGGUGAAACUUUAGGUGUUCAACCAUUACAACAACCUUCAUGUUCAAACCAAAGCCUAUCUCUUUUAGACGCUUGUUCCGAUGAAGAUACCGUUAAAAUUUACCUGCUAGAUAUUGAUGAAUUUAUUAAUCAAAACAAUGAAGGACAAUUUUUUGAUUCAUCAAUAGGAAAUUGGUCCAGUUCUAAUGAUCACAACAACCCAUCCGAUAGCUUGUACGCUAUUAGAAGCUUAAAUCCAUCGACACUGGAUACAGAUUUUGCUUUGCAAUGUGACACUUUAGCUGGUCAACCAUUUCCUCAAUCUCCGUGUUCAAACCAAAGUCUAGCUCUUUUGAAAGCCUUUUGCACCGAUGAAGAUACUGUUAAAAGUUACUUACUAGAUGAUGAAUUUAAUAACCAAAACUAUGAAGGACUACAAUUUUUAAAUUCACCGAUAACAACUCUUGACUUAGAUACAAUUGAAAACCUAUCUCCAGUUGCAACUCCUAUCUCAUCAUCCAUAUCUACUGAUCCACUGGCCAUUGAGCCUCUUUACCAUUUCAAGCUUAACAACCCUUACGAGAAUCUAAAAAUGAAUUUUAUUCAUCUCGUUAAACAUGGUUAUAAAAUGAGCUUGUCAUUAAACACAAAUAGUGAAAUUGAUGAGCCUUGGAAUGCUAAUGUUGGUCAAAAAAUCUUGUCCGUUUAUUUUUCUACAUUAAGUUUGCGAAGUGAAUAUUGGCCUGAUGAUGUAAAACUAGAUGGAUUUGAAUCGCUAUUAAUGGAUGAAGCAUAUGCCGCAUUUAAAGGUCAAAGAUACUUGAAUUUAUUCGCACUUAACAAUGACAGGAUGCGAGCAUGUCCAGAUAAACUCAUUUCGAUAUGUAAUGAGAUCAAAGGCUACAGAAAAAUUUUAACUAGCGAUAAAAUAACUCUUUUAUUCAACAUGUAUUAUCAUCUUCACACAAUGGACGGUGUUAUUAACUAUGACUCUACAAUUGACGGCUGGGAUUAUCCAGCAUCUGAUUACAAAUUUGAUCGACGAGACACAUUCAUCUUCAAUCGAUCCUUCCAUGAUGGACUUAAUUACGUUAUCGAAACCUUUCCCGAUCGUUUCAGAAACGAUAUAAAUGUUAUUAUUCUCAUAUAUCUAAUCGUUAUUUUCAAUGGUGACACAACCGGAUUGAAAUGUCCCGAAAUGAUCAGACAUGAACAAUUCUCAUACAUUUAUUUGCUUCGACGUUAUUUGCGGACAGUUUGUGAAUCUGAUUGUGAAGCUUCAGACAAUCAUUACAGAUUGAUGGUUAAAAUUGAACAUGUAAGGCUUUUAACUGAAAAAACCAAGAACAAAUUUCUUCGGCUACUUCAUGAACCGUUGUUGGAAACCAUAACAAAAGCAAUUACACUUGGAGUACCUAAAAGGAUGCCUCAAAUGUUUCAGGCGCCACAUUUAAAAACAUGAAUGCAUGUAAAAAUUGUUGAUAAACACAUUUGUACUUAAAGCCUAAGUGUAAUGUAGAGCUGAUAGUGAGUAUUUUGAUACUCGACUAUUCGAUUAUUAAUGUGAUUAGAGUAUUAUUGCCUAGGUCAAAUAAGUUAUGUUAACAACAGAAAGCUAAGUUAACAGGAGAAAUGAACUGACCUCAUUUAUUUAUAUCCUUUACUUUUAUUGUGUCUUUCAAACGUCGACAAUUACCUUCGAUAUGUUUCACUUUUUUUCACUUUGCACUUGUCAACCACGUUAACUAAGUCAAUGACACUUGCAUGAUCACUAUCGAUACCAAAAACCCAAUUUCACUAUUUAUAAUCAUGACAAUAAAAUGGUGAUUAAUUAACAGAUGA
Messenger RNA from Tetranychus urticae (two-spotted spider mite), 2039 nucleotides. RefSeq lists its product as uncharacterized. The record is from RefSeq and is a predicted model, not a curated record. Gene Ontology annotation, molecular function: nuclear receptor activity; RNA polymerase II cis-regulatory region sequence-specific DNA binding. Gene Ontology annotation, biological process: negative regulation of transcription by RNA polymerase II; positive regulation of transcription by RNA polymerase II; cell differentiation. Lineage: Eukaryota; Metazoa; Arthropoda; Arachnida; Trombidiformes; Tetranychidae.